Molecule: messenger RNA, 5235 nt
Organism: Phyllostomus discolor (pale spear-nosed bat)
Lineage: Eukaryota; Metazoa; Chordata; Mammalia; Chiroptera; Phyllostomidae
Gene: CCN4
Product: cellular communication network factor 4
Exons: 5
Coding region: 295-1401 (368 amino acids)
Biological process (GO): cell adhesion; signal transduction
Cellular component (GO): extracellular matrix; extracellular region
Molecular function (GO): integrin binding; heparin binding
Source: RefSeq, a predicted model, not a curated record
CCCUUUAAGACUGUCAGAGCCGGGGAGGCCGGCCAAGCCUGGGCUGGAGGUGGGGACAGAGGGAAGAAAGGGAAAAAAGAGAGAGAGAGAGGCAGGAAAAGUUUUUUUCAGAGGAAAAUGCAGGGUUUGUCCCUACCCCUGACGUCAGAUCUUGCUUUAAUAAAACCCCCCGAGGGCUGCGGGAAGAGCCGUAGCUGGUGCUCCUGAUGGGCUGGCCAGUCUCAGCCCAGCCGGCCCGAGAGGUGGCGGGUCUUCUGGGCUCUCGGUCGAUGCCGUUGCCGCUGACUUCCAGGCAUGAGGUGGUUCCUGCCCUGGACGCUGGCAGUAGUGACCGCAGCAGCCGCCGCGGGCAGCGCCCUGGCCACGGCCCCGUCUCCAGCCCCCACGGCCAUGGCCUUCACCCCGGCGCCCCCGGAGGACACGUCGUCACGCCCCCAAUUCUGCAAGUGGCCGUGCGAGUGCCCGCCGUCCCCACCCCGCUGCCCGCUGGGGGUCAGCCUCGUCACCGACGGCUGCGAGUGCUGUAAGGUGUGCGCCCAGCAGCUGGGGGACAACUGCACGGAGGCCGCCACCUGCGACCCCCACCGGGGCCUCUACUGCGACUACAGCGGGGACCGCCCGAGGUACGCAAUAGGAGUGUGUGCACAGCUGGUCGGCGUGGGCUGCGUCCUGGACGGGGUGCGCUACAACAACGGCCAGUCCUUCCAGCCCAACUGCAAGUUCAACUGCACGUGUGUGGACGGCGCGGUGGGCUGCACACCGCUGUGCCUCCGAGUGCGCCCCCCGCGCCUCUGGUGCCACCACCCACGGCGGGUCAGCCUGCCCGGCCGCUGCUGUGAGCAGUGGGUGUGCGACGAUGAGGCCAGGAGGCUGCGCAAGACAGCACCACGCCACACGGGAGCCCUAGUGGCUGAGGGUGAGCUGGAGCCCUGGCACAGGAACUGCGUGGCCCACGUGAGCCCCUGGAGCCCCUGUUCCACCAGCUGCGGCCUGGGCAUCUCCACGCGGGUCUCCAACGCCAACGCCCACUGCCGGCCCGAGCAGGAGAGCCGCCUCUGCAACCUGCGGCCCUGUGACGUGGACAUCCGUCCCCUCAUCAAGGAAGGGAAGAAGUGUCUGGCCGUGCACCAGCCAGAGGUGCCCAUGAACUUCACCCUCGCCGGCUGCGUCAGCACACGUGUCUACCGGCCCAAGUACUGCGGGGUCUGCACGGACAACAGGUGCUGCAUCCCCUACAAGUCCAAGACCAUCAGCGUCUCCUUCCAGUGCCCCGACGGGCCUGGCUUCUCCCGCCAGGUGCUCUGGAUUAACGCCUGCUUCUGCAACCUGACCUGUCGGAACCCCAACGACAUCUUUGCUGAUUUGGACUUCUACCCCGACUUCGCAGAGAUCGCCAACUAGGCGGGCACCCAACACAGCGCUCGGGCCCGGCCCAGUGCUGGCAAAGCAGCCAGUCCCCGGGGCCCCCCCAUUGAGCCUGCUCUCAUCCACUUCCCAUUCAUUUCUAAUGACCCUGACCCAGACCUGAGACCCCUUUCCUGCCUCUGACCACCCAGAUGACACACCGUGCUGCUGCUCAGGCCCAGACUGCGCACUCCGUCCUUGCCCGCGUUCCGCACACGCUCCGGAGGAGGUGCCUGUCUCCGCCUGUCGUGGACAAGACCGUGGAGGCCUGAUCCGGCCUGUGCAAGACACGGGGUGGGGGUGGGGGGGUCCUCCUGAGUCCCGAGGGGCCGGAUCAGCUGGACAUUGAGUGUCACUGAUUCCCUCUCGAGAUGCCAACCACAAGACUCCUCGGGUCCAUUCAGAGGGUGGGUGGGCUCACGUUCAAUGGGACAGCCUACUACUGGGGCCCCGCCGAGAGGCGCCGUGACACACAGUGCUGACUCAGAGCACAGCGCACCGAAGCACCACCUCUGGUUCCAGAGGUCUGUGUGCCACAGGGCCACCCAGCACUCGCCAUGUGAGGUGAAUGGUUGUUUGGCUUCGAUUUCUCAUGACACACCGUGUCUAUUCAUCCGGGCAUCAUUGAGGCACUGAGUUUCCCUCCGUCCCUGCGCUGAGAAGGGUGCAUGGGUUUGUUCUGGUUGGAAAUGCCACUUGAUAAAGUUCGUUCUUGUUCGUGGGACAGUCCCCAGUCACCACUGCAGGGCAGGGCGAGGGCAGUCGGCUUUCAGAAGGAGCGAGGACCCUGCUGCUGUCCACCGGGACACCAGGGGUUGGCCAGACUCCUCAAAUCCAGACCCUCGCCCAGCUUGGGGGCUCACGGGAGUCGGCAGGGCCCCUGGGAUGGCCUGUCUGACCCCUGAGAGUGGGGUCCUGAGGCAUUUUUCUGCACUUACGGAGCCUCAGCCGCAAUCUAGGCCAGAGCCUCCCAAAAUGACUCAGAGCCCCAGCUGGGUGGGGGUCAAACCAAGCCGUGGGGCCCGUCUGCACCGGCCUGGGUGGCAGGGGUCAUGGGGCCCAAGAUACAACAUCUCCUUCCACUGCAGUGGCCCCUUUUAUAGACUGGGGCCUGCUGACCCAAACACCCCAGUUCUGGAGUAAAGAUAGCAGGCUCCUAGUUGUGUAGGAACAGAAACCUACUUAGCAGGGAGUGAAAGCCAGAGGAAGGGGUUGGCGCUAACAAGAAGAGAAGGUUCUCGCUAGUGUGGAUGAGGCGAGCAUUUAUUGUAUUAGUACAAUGUAAGUGCUCACUGUUCCUGUUCUUUCAUGCAGCACCAUCCACGUGCCCUGUUCGCACUGCUUUCCGUGCACCAGCUCGUGGACACUUCGGGGUCAUGUUGAAAAGUGCCCACUCUCGUUUCUGUUCUCACAAAUGUGAACUGGGGGGCUCAGCAAGGUGGGGGAAUUGGGCCAAGGUCACCCACCGGGUAAGAGGGGGAGUCAGGAUUCCAAUGCAAGCUGGGCGGCUGACUCCUCAAGCCGUCGUUUUUCCUGAUAUUCAGAGCUUGCAAACGUGCCUGAGCAGGGAAGCAGGUUAAAGUCAGUGACUUCUUCGCUCGUCUUUGCUGCCUCUCUAGGCCCAGCUACAAGAAUCUGAUGACGUUCAGAGCAAGCAGGUGCCUGGGUGUCCAAUCACAUAUGGGGUGGGGUGGGGGGACCGAAAUCCGUGGGUCCCCAUAGAUCGUCCCCUCCUUCCCGUCAGGGCCCGUGCUCACCGGGCACCUGGACACGGGUUCGUUCGCCCACGCUGCAUGCUGGACAGCGUGCAGUAAGGGAGUUCUGUGCAGUGUGCAGAGGGGCCCCCCUGGACAGGAACAGAGAACCACACCGUGUCCUCCAUCCUGCAGCCUCCCGAACGCUCGGCCCGAUGCAAGGCAUGCCGUGGGUUCCACGACUGAAGGAGACUGGGGGUGUGACCUCCUGCGUUCAUUCAGAAGCUCCCUUCUUGCCUAGGUGUGCGACCAGCUCAUUUUUGUCAGCUGGGUCUCACUUUACAUGCCAUAGGAAAAGAGGCACUGAGUAGUUCAAGAACCAUGUCUUUUACUGGAAAAAAAAAUUCUAUGGGACGAGAACUUUCCCCAGGAGUAAUCUCUCCUGUGAGCCCGUGGGGCCGCUGGGCUUUUCUAAGGAUGAAACCACCAGCCAUCUGCGAAUGACAGGGACCAGAUGACAGCCAGUCCCCUUUGGAGCUCAGCAGAAACCCGAGAGCCAGGUUCUCGCUGAAUCGACAGCCCAACCUGGGAAACGAAGCAUGAUCUUCCAGGACCUUGGAAAACCUGGUUGGAGGAGCUGGGGAUCACACUGGGAAUGGGCGGGAAGGGCUCGGGGGCAGGGUUGGAAUGCUCCAGUUACUGUUUUGAGAAAUGGACCCGCCCUCUGCGGGACCACGUUGGGAAGGUCUCGGGUCCACGUGGGGCCAGUAGGAAAGCAGCAGGAAGUAGCCUGCAGUGGUGCGACCUACUUCCACACAAGAAUAACAAUCACAACAGCAGACAUGCCCCUUUAUUGACUGAUUACUUGGUGCUAAGUACUCUGCUAAGGUUUUAUGAUUUUACUGGUUAUCACAGCAGUUUGAGUAAGUUUUUCUUCCCCACUUUAUAAAUGGACAAUCUGAGACUCAAAAGAGACCGAGAAAUCUGCCCUCAAACAGCGGAAACCGCAGUUCAUUCUGCUCUGCCUUGCCCUUGGAGGGGAGACUCCAGACAGAGGGUAAAUGACCCCUGUCGGAGGGUCACAGCGGCAAAGGAGAUCAAGUUCAUCAGACACGUGAUCCCUCCAGCCCCUGUAACUCCGUGUUCUAGGCCAAGGGAAAGGUAGACUAAAGGUCAGUGAGCCUCUGAUGAAGGAAUUCCUGUUGGUGCCUGGAGUGAACUGCUCUGCUGCGUUUAGAUGCGGGAGGGGGCGGGAGACCUGAAUUCGCCAAAUCCCUCAUUCUUGCUAAACCUGAUCAUAAGCAAGCAUUUGCGGAAUGCUUCCUGCAUGCCAGGCCUGUGCCAGGUGCUUUACCGCCAUAUCUUAUUGAAGAUAAGGCGUCAUUAUCAUAUCCCCAUUGUAGCGAUAAGGCAGCUGAGGUUCACAGGCGUUCAGCCCUUGCUCAAGGUCUCACCAGCUGCUGAGCUCCAGGCCACGGCUGCAAACCAAGGUCAGUCUGUUGUCUGAGCCACCCCUCCUGACGCUAAGCCCGGUUCGCUGGCCGCCCCAGACCACAAGGUACCAGAGAGGCUUUGCCAAUAAGAGCUGCAGUUUUAACUCAGCUGAGUCAGAGAGCGACCACAGGAAAGAGACUCAGAUGGCAUCAGUGUCUACAGUCCCACGAGCAGUGUGCCGUGUCUGUACAGGGAUUGCGGGGAAGCAACGUGGCCCGUGACUGUUGUGUUGAAUUAGGUCAUUGCUUUUGAAGGGCUUAGCUGGACCCAAAGUAACCCCAAUGCUAGCCCUGCACAGCUGGGACUCCCGGGUGGUCAGCAUCGGUCAUUUGUGUGCCUCCGCACACAUACGUGUGUGUCUGUAUAUAUGUAUGAUUACAUCUAUUUUCAAACUGUGACUUAAUAUUUAAGUAUUCCUCCAGCCGUUUCUGCGACUAAAAAAGCGCAUACCAAAAAAACCGUCUUGGAAUUUCCCAGUGGAGGGGAGAUGGCCCUUGGGCCAUCUGUCCUGACUUACUGCAUUCCUCAUCCCGCUCCUGAGCCCUGUUGUGUAAACAUGUUUGUUCAAUGUGAAGCAUCUUCAUCGCUCAGAUUCCCUGUUUAUAGCUUUUCUCCUUAAAGCAAUAAAUCACCAGCAAAGUGA